This is a messenger RNA of Leptopilina heterotoma, 1484 nucleotides long. Its product is annotated as abnormal spindle-like microcephaly-associated protein homolog. Gene Ontology annotation, molecular function: calmodulin binding. The record is from RefSeq and is a predicted model, not a curated record. Lineage: Eukaryota; Metazoa; Arthropoda; Insecta; Hymenoptera; Figitidae. Bases 518 to 880 code for a protein of 120 amino acids. The transcript has 2 exons.
UCUAGUUUCACUCCACAUCUCGAGUUGUACGAAACUUUGUGAAAAAAGGAAAUUCUCAGUGUUCAUUAGUUAGUUUUUUUUCAUCAUUAAUAUUUGCCAACAAAAAAAAAUUCUACGAGAUAAAAAAGUUUUCUAAGAAAAAUAAGACGAAGAAAAUUAGGAAUACUGGAGAAAAAAUAAAAUUUUUACUUGUGAAAAAUUUUCAAAUUCGAAAAAAGAAGAUAUUUAUUAUAUUUUUUUUUUAAUAGUAAAAUACUGCUGAUCGUUAAAUAUUGGAAUUUUUCGAUAUUUACUCCAGAUUGAAAAAUUGUUUGAAAAAUUUGUUUGAAACUAGUUUUAAACUAGUUUCAAACUAGUUUGCAGUCGAAAAAACUUUUUUGAAAAUAAUUUCAAGAAAAUAAAAGUGACAAUAAAGAACAAUUGUCAAGUGAGAGGAAAAUAAUUGUCCAAGUGAACAAAAAAAAAAAAAAAAAAUAACGAAAGGAAAGGAUUAUUUUUCUUUUAGUUUUUCUCUUAAAUGACUAAAGCCACCGAAGAGGAAAUGAAGGCAAACAAGGCAGCGACAAAAAUUCAAGCUGGCUUUCGCGGCUAUCGUGUACGAAAACAAUUGAAGGAAUCAAAUAAUUAUUCAUCGAAGGGCAAUAGCGACAGUGAUUAUGAUGAUGUCACUAGUAAUUGUUACAGUCCACCGACAUUAAUGAGUGACAAUGAUUCAAUGAAAAAUUCAUUGGAGGAAAAAUCGGCGACAAAAAUACAAGCUGGAAUACGUGGGUUUUUGGUGCGCAAGAGACACCAACAGGAGCAACAAGCGGCAACAAGAAUUCAAGCUGGAUUUCGUGGUUUUCGCACGAGGAAACUUUUAAAGCAAAAGGGUCAAUGAUAUUUUGCCAAAAAAAUGCUCGAAAGAAAAAAGAUGAGAGAGAUUAAAAAGGACUCGUCAAAUAAGAUAAGAUUCGUUUCAUUAUGGAAUAAUUUCCCAUCAAUAUUUCAAGAGGCUAUUUCAUCAGAUUGAGAAAUUAAAAACAAAACCAAAUCAAAAAACGAAAAUCAGAGAAAUUCUUACCCUUCAAAAAAGAGCCACAUGAAGAAAAACAUGUAGUUCUUCAUUGGAGAUGAUGGCAUUGACACAGUUCGAAUACAUUGAGCAAGGCGUAUCAUCUUCUGUUUUUACCACGUGUCUUUUAUUCUUUGAAAAAUUCAUCAUCGAGGGACCACAGGAAUUUCAAUCUUCAUUUGACACAAACGGCUAAUUUUAUUUAUAUAUUUUACAAUCAUUCAUCAUUUUACCAUUCUAUAUUUAUUAUUUAAAAGUUAAAACUCUAUAUAUAUUUUACUAUAGCAAUUGUAACUUAUUGAAAAAUAACAUAAUAUCGUUUUUUAUAUGCCAAAAAAAAAGAAACUUUUUCAUAUUUGCUACAUAUGUAUAAUAUAUAUUUAAGAAAUAAUUUCCAACAAAAUUUAAUAAUAUAAAUAAUUUAUUAAUA